UUUUUUUUAUUACAUUGUACCAUCACUAGACAUGACUUGUAUCGCUACGGAAGAACACCACAUGUCUUUACCAGGUGCUUAUUGUCAUGACAAUACUACCAACAAUAUCACUUCAACUUUUGACACUUAUUCACAACAAGAAGAUAAUAAUAAUAAUACAAGCAAGGACACUGGUACACUAGCUAUUAUAUCACCUAUCUUUUUUUCACCAUCAUUAUCUCCAACAUCUCUACGUACUUCUUUACCUGGUGCUUGGGUAGAUACCUCACCAUAUCAAGAAGAAAAAGAAAUUAAUAAUGAAAAUCCAUCCCUUCCUUAUCAACAAACAACAACAACAACAACAAGAGAACAUGUGGACAUGACUCAUUUACGACAAACUAUUGCUACGUUAAGAGAACAAGCGAAACAAUUGGAAGAAACUGAUUUAGUAGUUAAGAAAAGUAUUCAAGUAGUGGCAAAAAAACGACUCCUAGCUCAUCAUCAACGGCGAUUACAUUCUCAGUGGGAUUGGUGUGAUGAACCAAAUGAUACCAACAACAAUAAGAACAGUGUACCUUUUUUGGAUGAUAUGGAUGAUGGAACUGAAACAGAUCAAAGUGAUCAAAAUGAUGAUCAUGAACGUCGUGAUGAUUGUGGUAGUGAUUGGGAAUGGAUAGAUUAGUUUGACAUUCG
This is a messenger RNA of Halteromyces radiatus, 672 nucleotides long. RefSeq lists its product as uncharacterized. The transcript has a single exon. The coding region runs from base 32 to 661 and encodes 209 amino acids. The record is from RefSeq and is a predicted model, not a curated record. Lineage: Eukaryota; Fungi; Mucoromycota; Mucoromycetes; Mucorales; Cunninghamellaceae.